This is a messenger RNA of Oreochromis niloticus (Nile tilapia), 773 nucleotides long. RefSeq names its product ribosomal protein L12 (gene rpl12). The coding region runs from base 274 to 729 and encodes 151 amino acids. Gene Ontology annotation, cellular component: ribosome; cytosolic large ribosomal subunit. Gene Ontology annotation, biological process: translation. Gene Ontology annotation, molecular function: structural constituent of ribosome; large ribosomal subunit rRNA binding. The transcript is spliced from 6 exons. Lineage: Eukaryota; Metazoa; Chordata; Actinopteri; Cichliformes; Cichlidae. The record is from RefSeq and is a predicted model, not a curated record.
UUUCUUUCUCUUUCUCCCCUUUAGAGGUGAAGGUGCAACAGUUAUCGGUCGUCCCGAAGCCGGGUUCAUCCGACACCCUCACCAACCAAGCUGAACUGAGCUCAACCUCCACAGCCUCACAAUGCCGCCCAAAUUCGACCCCAACGAGAUUAAAAUUGGUAUGUUUUGAGUGUAAUAAAAGCAGACGCUUUUUCACAGCCGGGAUGGAGUCGCUCUCUGCCGUCUGCCUCCGCCUGCCGGGCGGCCUGCUCACGGCGCUCACAAAAUGUGUACAUGAGGUGCACAGGAGGAGAAGUCGGAGCCACCUCAGCCCUGGCCCCCAAAAUCGGACCUCUGGGUCUGUCUCCCAAGAAAGUGGGUGACGACAUUGCCAAGGCCACCGGUGACUGGAAGGGCCUGAGGAUCACCGUGAAGCUGACCAUCCAGAACAGGCAGGCAGCGAUCGAGGUGGUUCCCUCUGCGUCGGCUCUGAUCAUCAAAGCCCUGAAGGAGCCUCCUCGUGACAGGAAGAAGGUCAAGAACAUUAAGCACAGCGGCAGCGUGACCUUCGAUGAGAUCGUGGGUAUCGCUCGUGUGAUGAGGCCUCGCUCCAUCGCCCGGGAGCUCUCGGGAACCAUCAAGGAGAUCCUGGGAACCGCUCAGUCUGUGGGAUGCACCAUCGAUGGCCGCCAUCCCCAUGAUGUCAUUGAUGACAUCAACAGCGGCAAAGUUGAGUGCCCAUCUGAGUGAAUAGGACACUGUUCUAAAAAAUAAAGGUUUAAAAAAAAAAAAAA